Molecule: messenger RNA, 1542 nt
Organism: Penicillium coprophilum
Lineage: Eukaryota; Fungi; Ascomycota; Eurotiomycetes; Eurotiales; Aspergillaceae
Product: cytochrome P450
Exons: 3
Molecular function (GO): iron ion binding; oxidoreductase activity, acting on paired donors, with incorporation or reduction of molecular oxygen; monooxygenase activity
Source: RefSeq, a predicted model, not a curated record
CUCCACAUGAUGUCAGGUUACAUCCUUCUUACGCUGCAGUUGGCAGUUGUAUCACUUCUAGUCACUUUGUGGCACGCCUUUCAACCAGAUACUUGGUCAAAUCGAGUAGUUUCCUACAUAAUCAAUAAAUUCCUGCUUUGGUGGUACCCAAUUUAUUCGACAGAUGGCUCUGGACACAUCCCUACCUGUCCAUAUAGAUUUCCAGAUGGGGGAGGCAGUAUCAAGUUUCUGGAGGGAGAAAGUGUCUCACGUCAGUGGGCCGAGAAAUAUGGCCCGAUCUAUCGUAUCUGGGUUGGCCUCACGCCAGAAAUCAUUUUGACCCGUGCGGAUGAAAUUAAGACGGUCUUCAAAGACUCAGGGAACCACUACAAGGCUUCAAACCUGAAUGGUGGAUGGGUGAUGGGUGAUUUAGUGGGCGAUGGUGUUGGACUCAUUAGUCAAGGACACUGGAAACGAGUUCAUGCUGUGGUUUCAACGCCAUUCACCCAGAAACCCACUGUAUACGUUCCUUUUGUUCAGUCCCGCAUUUCCCGCCACUUUUCAGAGCUAUACAAGGAGUAUGAAGGCGGGAAAUCGCUACGAAUCAAGCCGGCUGAAGAUCUUAAGCUUCUGCCUUUUUGGGUCAUUAGCGAUCUCUUAUACGGCAAUUUGUCCCCAGAGAUGACGGAUGAGCUCUUGCUCAUUACCGAUUUGCGAACCGAUGUGUUUCAAUAUGCCUUCAAAGGGGGGUUGUCACUGUUCUCCAUCAGCAAGAUAUUUUACCCCACCAUAAGAAAGAAGCUGCACACCUUCCAUACCCGCUGGGCCGAUUUCAAUCGGAGGGCAUAUCAACAUGCGAAGGACCGCGACGAUGCAUCUGCAUGUGCAAUUGUUCCCUUGUAUAGGGCCGUCGAGCAAGGUCAGAUCACGCCCACCGAGCUAAUGCACACAUUGGACGAAGCGCUGUUUGCCAACAUUGACGUGACCAUUGGGAGCUUCUCCUGGAUUCCACAAUUCCUAGCUGAGAAUGCAGGUCUUCAGAGAAAGCUGCGGGAUGAAAUAUUACAAGCCCGAUCCGACAUAGCGGCAGAUUCCUGGGUAAGAUACAUAGCUAGCAGCUCAACUCUUCUGGCAAGCUGCAUCAAUGAAUCUGCAAGGUUGAAACCAGUCACCAACUAUACCUACGCGCAAUCGAUGCCCACCGACCGGGAUGUCGGUGGAUACCGCAUUCCUAGUGGGACCUAUAUGGUGGUUGAUACCAAUGCCUUGAAUAUUUGGGAUGACGCGUGGGGCUCGGACAAGAUGGCAUUCCGCCCCGGCCGGUUUUUGGAGCAAUCCAGGUCCAAUUUUCGGUAUCGCUUUUGGCGAUUUGGAUUUGGGCCCCGCCAGUGUAUUGCACAGGCAUUGGCAGACACGAUUCUCAAGGUGUUGGUUGCGUACACCGUUGAGAAUUAUGAGGUGAAAUCCCCUGGACAGUCUGCUGUGGAUGAGAAAGGCUCCCAGAAACGAGGCGAAGCGUGGUUCAAGGUUGCCGAGCAGGAGAUCAUCCUGGAAGCACUCUAG